AAGACCAUUUUGUCAAAAAAAAAAUUCCUCAAAUCAAAUACGACCAUAAAAAUCUGUAUUCAUUAUUAUUUCACAGUUCCUCAUAAAUAACUGGUCACUUUUCAACGGGAGAUUAGCCAAGGCCGCACGCCUCCAAAGCUUGUUAGCUCCAGUCUCAAUAGAAAACCAUGAAUAUGCACAAAUUGAUUUUUUUCUCACACACACACAACUUAUUUUAAAAUUUUCCUAAAGAGGCUCAAAGAACUGCUGUAUGGAAUGAUGCGCAUGCACUCCAAGCGCUAUGCUGCAAACAGGUGCAAUGCCCAUUAUCCCCCCUUGUGCAGACGUUACUCGCGGGAAGAAAAACAAGCUUUGUUUUCAGUGGAAGAAAGCUUCAAAUAUACGUCCGUAUUCUUUUGCAGCAGCCCAGACCGCUCUCACCUUUGAAGAGAAAAAUAUAGGGGGUGAUGUGCAGGACAACUGGUGGCCUGGCUACAGUGAGGAUGAGAAAGAAAUCGACCCAAAGGAGGCUCAAAGGAGAAUGAAAAUUAGCAAGUCCAACAUGGGAAAGCCGCCUUGGAACAAGGGCAAGAAGCAUAGUCCAGAGAUGCUUGCACUCAUUUCGGAAAGGACCAAGCAAGCUCUGCAAAACCCCAAGACCAGGCUGAAGAUGUCACGAGCAGGGUAUGCCCGAGCAGCAUCAGAAAGUGAGGAGAGAAAAAAAGAAAUAAGUGCAAUUCAGAGUAGAGCAUGGGAAGUGCGUCGGAAGAGAUCAGUGUUGCAGCAAAUAUGUAUGGUUGAGUGGAAAGAGAGCAUUGCAGAAUCAGCAAGGAGGGGAGGUGAUGGUGAAGAUGAGUUACAGUGGGAUAGUUGUUAUAUUUUGAGAGAAGCUAUACACCAAGAGUGGUCGCGGAAAAAUGUGAUGACUGGAACGGAGAAAUCAAAGCGUUUGAGGAGACCAGGACACCGACGGCCAUAUAAAGUCCCACGACCAGAUACCAAAUUACAGCGGAAAAAUGUGAUGACUGGAAUGGAGAAGUCAAAGCGUUUGAGGAGACCAGGACACCUACAGCCAUAUAAAGACCCACAUUUGGAUACCAAAUUACAGACAAUAAAGAGAAUUCGAGCAGAUCGAGCGGCCCAAGAACUAGAAAAAAGAUUAGCUAAGGGGCGAGCGAUGUUGCUAAUCGCAGAAGCAGUGGAAGCAGCAAAAGCCUUGGAGUCUGCUGCAACUGUUAAUACUUUAGUGCAAGAUUCUCUUUUGGAAAUUCGUCGGCUCAUUGAUGAGGCCAUACAUUCAAUGGAAAUUGCAGAAUCUGGUAAAAGUACAUAUUCAUUUAUGUUAGAAAGAGAUUUUAGCAAACCAACUUAUAAAGAUACUCAUUUCAUGGACAGAUCCGAGGUAGCUGAUAAUGUAAUGCCUGAUACUGCUGAUAACUAUGGAAUUUGCCAAUCAUCUUUGUCCAAGAGCAGGAAAAAUUGUGAAAACAUUCUGCUCGCAUGCAAGUCAGAAACAAAUAUCAAGAAGCUUAUACCAUGACUUAUGUGAGUCCAGCCAUCCCAUUUCAUCCCCUGAAAUUGGCUUGCUAGAAGUAGCUAGGUCUACUAAUUCCUCUUCAGGUUGUGGACUUGAGGGAACAAGCGAUAAGGUUAGUGAAAAAGAUGCCAUGCUUUCUGUAGACAGAAAUUCUAUUGUGGAAAACCCUAUUUUGAUUGAUAAACAGGACAAUUCCAAUUGGAAAGGUGAUUCAAGUCCUGCAGGGAACAUCACAAUUGACAUUAUAUCAUCUAUACCACAUAAUAUGAAAUUGUUUUUGCCUGGUAACAAAUACUCAAUUCAUGAUACCGAUGAGAAAUCCGAAGUUAAACCUUUCCAGACAGAAAAAUAUAAGAAGACAAAAUGGGUUUCACGGAAAGUUGAUUGAGGUCGAAGAGGAUUAAUUAUGUGUAACAUACUGUUUUGUUCUAGUAUUUGAGAGGACAGAAUCCAUUAAUUGUUUCCA
Messenger RNA from Cryptomeria japonica (Japanese cedar), 1982 nucleotides. RefSeq lists its product as uncharacterized. Lineage: Eukaryota; Viridiplantae; Streptophyta; Pinopsida; Cupressales; Cupressaceae. The transcript has 8 exons. Gene Ontology annotation, molecular function: DNA binding. The coding region runs from base 281 to 1519 and encodes 412 amino acids. The record is from RefSeq and is a predicted model, not a curated record.